Molecule: messenger RNA, 985 nt
Organism: Colletotrichum phormii
Lineage: Eukaryota; Fungi; Ascomycota; Sordariomycetes; Glomerellales; Glomerellaceae
Exons: 2
Coding region: 1-831 (276 amino acids)
Source: RefSeq, a predicted model, not a curated record
AUGAAGUGCUACAUUGUUGCUGCUUUCGCCGCCGCGGCCGCGGCCCUCCCCGAGGUUGCCAACCUGGCUGGUCGUCAAGACGGCUGCAAUGCUGACAACUGCCUCCGCGCCGUGCGGGCAACUCGAUUUGGAACUGCCACCAUGGACGUUCGCAUGUCAGAGUGCAGUUCGUUCCUCGCCGUGACCCAGAUUCCGGCCACCUCCACCGUCUACAUCACGGAGAGCAGCAUCCAGACCAUCACGGCCAACUCCACCAAGACCAUCUUCCAACGCCAGGCCGCCGAGACUCCCAUCUCCGCCACCAAGGCCAUCCCGGCCUAUGCUUCCGCCUGCGUCGACGAGAGCCGCUACAGCUCCGCUUGCUCCUGCUUCGGCGCCACGGCUGCCACGACCACCGCGCCGACCCCCAUCGUCACCUCGACCGUCACCUUCGUUUCCACCACCACCCUCGCUCCCUUCGUCAAUGUCACUCGCCCGGCUCUUGAGUGCAGCAACACCUGGAGCUGCGGCGACCGCGUCAUCCCUGUCUGCUCCAGCGAGAACGGUUGCGUCUGCUUCCAGACCGUCGAGGGCCGCAAGGUUUGCGCCCAGCCUAAUGACUGCAGCCCGUCCUGCAACACUACCAACGACUGCAGCAACGGCGAGGUCUGCAUCAAGCAGAGCUGCUGCUCCGGCGGUACCUGCAUGAAGGUCGACGUCUGCCUCAACCAGGUCUUGCCCAAGAUGAUGUUCAAGAGACGCAACGCCGUUUGGGUCAAGAAGGAGGCUCGCGGCAACCUGCACCACCUCAGCUUGGUUCCCCACGACGCUGAGAUUGAGAAGCUUGAGUAAUCUCUCCUUGCCAUAAGCAACAAUCGGGGAGAUUAAUUGGGUGGUCCGGGAGAUGUUUGGCACACCCUUGUACAUACAUGAGGAAACGAAAUACCCUUCAUAGACUUGCAAUCACCGAAAAUCUCUGUUUCCGCCCGCACUAGCGGCCUCGGGG